Cuscuta europaea is the source of this 1861-nucleotide messenger RNA. The record is from the annotation of a GenBank genome assembly. NCBI's taxonomy places the organism in Eukaryota, Viridiplantae, Streptophyta, Magnoliopsida, Solanales, Convolvulaceae.
CUUUGCUAUGCUCAUAAUCACGGGAGGGAUCGAGAUAAGUUUGCAUCACGUGGAAUCAAGUGUGUGUUUUUGGGUUAUGCCUACUCCCAAAAGGGUUGGAGAUUAUAUGAUCUGGAAAAUCAAUGUUUUAUUAUUUCACGAGAUGUGACCUUCGUUGAAACAACCUUCCCUUAUAAGACCGACGACCAACAUUCACGUGACAUAAACGUGAAUAGGACCAUGCAGCAGGAGGACAAUGUUCCCAUUACUCAUUUCGAGGCUAUUGAUGAGGAGAACCCACUUUCAGUGGACAUGACAUCUGCUACAUCCACCUUGCGUGACACGGAGCAAACUGGGGAAGCUGGGUCCAGUGAUGAGGAGCUGACUAAUGAUGGUAAUCUGGAGACACGUGGGAGUACUUUAGUUGAAGGUCUGGAAUCUGCCACAGAAAAUAAUGGGGAUGGAACAGGUACACGCAGAAGCAGUAGACCGAAACGCAAAGCCGCAUGGCAUCAAGAUUAUGAAGUGCAGACUAAUACUAUGAAAAUAGAUACUCCGCCCGGUUCUCGCUCCACUUCAACGGUAGAAUCAGCACACAAAGAACUCGGGACGUUUAACGAAGCGAUGCGUGAUCCUCUUUGGAGAGCUACCAUGCAACACGAACUGGAUGCUUUGGAAAAAAAUGGCACGUGGAUAAUACAAGAUCUUCCUCCUAGUAAGAAGCCUAUUUUUUUGUAAAUGGGUCUAUAAAAUCAAAUAUAAAAGUGAUGGUACCGUUGAUCGGUACAAAGCUCGGUUGGUUGUGUGUGGUAAUCGACAAGUACAUGGGAUUGAUUACGAUGAGACUUUCGCCCCGGUGGCUAAGAUGGUCACAGUUCGUGUUAUGUUGGCUAUUGCUGCUUCCCGUUAUUGGGAGAUCCAUCAAAUGGAUGUAGAUAAUGCCUUUCUCCAUGGUGAUCUUCGUGAAGAGGUGUAUAUGCAUUUACCACCAGGGUACUCCUCUCCUAAACACGGACAGGUGUGCAAAUUACUCCACUCACUCUAUGGAUUGCGUCAGGCCCCACGUUGUUGGUUCUCAAAAUUAACUACUGCACUUCUCUCAUAUGGUUUUAGUCAGUCACAUGCUGACUAUUCCUUGUUCACUCUUCACCGUGAAGGACAUAUUUUAUGUAUAUUGGUUUAUGUUGAUGAUUUACUUAUUACCGGUUCUGAUCCCACAAUGAUUUCUUUUUUAAAAAAAAUAUUUGGCUCAUACUUUUCCUGUUAAGGAUUUGGGACACAUGAAAUACUUUCUAGGGUUGGAAGUUGCACGGGGACGAAAGGGAAUUUUUCUUUGUCAGCGCAAAUAUAUUUUGGAUGUUCUUGAUGAGACAGGUUUGACUGGUGCCAAGCCGGUUUCGUUCCCUAUGCCACAAUAUCAUGGCCUACAAUCUGCCGAGGGACCUUUGUUCUCCGAACCAGAUCGCUAUCGCCGAUUGGUUGGAAAACUUAUUUAUCUUACUCUUACAAGGCCAGAUAUCAGCUAUUCUGUUCACAUUCUUUCUCAGUUUAUGCAAGCUCCUCGACGUGUGCACUGGGAUGCAGUUAUCCGGGUUCUUCGCUAUCUCAAAGGUCAUCCUGGCCAGGGGAUUCUUUUAGGGCGACACUCACCUCUCUCACUUGUUGGUUACUGUGAUUCUGAUUGGGCUAGUUGCCCAAACACACGGCGUUCCGUUACCGGUUAUUUUGUUACACUUGGGGGCUCUCCUAUUUCUUGGCGAACUAAGAAGCAAGCUACGGUGUCUCGCUCCUCCGCGGAAGCCGAGUAUAGAUCCAUCGCAACUCUUACAUGUGAACUUCUUUGGCUCAAGAGUCUUUUCUCCUCUUUACGCAUCAAAUUGAC